UGUGCGUAAAUUAGAGAAAUGAUGUAUAAAGUGAUUUCACCCACUUUUACGCACCCACCCAACCACAUACAAUUUAUUUACAAUGUUGACGAACAGUAACCAUAGCAAGAGAUGUUUUAGACAUUCUAUGUGCCAGGGGCGGUGCAGGAUUUAGUUGCGAAUAGCACGUGGGUAUCGCGAUCCAGACAGGACACUGAUGAGCCGCGAGAGGAGCGCGCGGGGAAGCAAGAGCAGUCUCUCGAAACAGAGAGUCGGUUGAAGACGCGCGGGGAUGUACGCGUAAAGAACCUCAACUCCGAGAUUAAUGGACUAAAUGCGUGGCUGGAUGUUCUUUUUGUAAAGACGUGCUAUCCUCGUUUGGUUUCAAUGAAGUCCGUCCCCCGUUGAGAGAGGUGACACCAACUCAGUAAAAAUAAUGAACAGGUAAAAACGGACACUCAAGACUGCAGGAGCGCCUCAGACAUGUGGGAUCUGGGGACUCCAAUUACGGAUAGUUCCGUGAUUCUUUACUGAAUAAAACAUUCUGGGAUUAAGGCGAGAUAAAAAGGGAACAAAAUGGAUUCAUACAAUUCCAGCGGAAUCGGCGCGUCCCUGGUUGUCCCUCCAAAUUCCACUCACCCUGUGGAAAGUAGAUACUCCUUGGCUACAGUGGCAGGUCUCGCAGCGCUCGUAAGCUUUCUUAUUGUGUUUACUGUCGUCGGGAACGUCUUGGUUGUAAUCGCUGUAUUAACGAGCAGAGCGUUGAAGGCACCCCAGAAUCUGUUUUUGGUUUCUUUGGCCAGUGCAGACAUCUUGGUGGCUACACUGGUUAUGCCAUUUUCCCUGGCCAACGAACUUAUGGGCUAUUGGUUUUUCGGGAAAGUUUGGUGUGGUAUUUAUUUGGCAUUAGAUGUCCUAUUUUGUACUUCGUCUAUAGUGCAUCUGUGUGCUAUCAGUUUAGAUAGAUACUGGUCUGUAACACAGGCAGUUGAAUAUAAUCUAAAACGGACACCGAAAAGAGUUAAGGGCACUAUAGUUAUAGUUUGGUUGAUAUCCGCCGUUAUAUCCUCACCACCGUUAAUUUCAAUCGACAGUAAUAGUGAUAACGCUCUUAAACCGGAGUGCGAACUGAACGACGAUACGUGGUACAUUCUCUCCUCCAGCAUAGCGUCGUUUUUUGCACCUUGCGUUAUUAUGAUAUUGGUGUACAUCAGAAUAUACCAAGUGGCCAAAACCAGAACGAGACAAAUGUCAGAGAAAAGGCCGGGGACAGACGGCUCCCCCCAGACAGAAAACGGACUAAGCAAAGGCACCUCGUUAAAACUGAAUGGUGAGAAAGAAAAUGGGCACUGCCCGUCCAUGUCAAAUGAACAGAAAGCCCCGGAGAAGGACGAGAUCGACCCCGAGGAGAGCAGCUCGUCGGAGGGAAAAGGCAGAAAGCCUCGGGACAAGGGCUCCAGGAAGGAGAGGAGGUCCAGCCGGAAGAACAGCUCCCUGUCCAAAAACUCGAGCCGGAUUUCCCGGGCCAGCAACAAAUCAAUCGACCUCUUCACCUCCCGCCGAAAAAGGAGAAACAUGGCAUCGCGCAAGAAGGUGUCCCAGGCCAGGGAGAAGAGGUUCACCUUUGUGCUGGCCGUGGUCAUGGGAGUGUUUGUGGUCUGCUGGUUUCCUUUCUUCUUCAGUUACAGCCUCUAUGCGGUCUGCAGGAAAGCCUGUGAGAUUCCUGACACGCUCUUCAAGUUCUUCUUUUGGAUUGGUUACUGCAACAGCUCUCUGAACCCUGUCAUUUACACAAUAUUCAACCAGGACUUUCGGAGAGCUUUCCAGAAAAUACUCUGCAAGUCCUGGAAAAAAUCUUUUUGAAAUCAGUUGCAUUUGCGUUCAUUGAUCCCUGAUUUGACAGGUUGCGCCACUGAAAAACACUACUUGUUGGCAUUUUAUAUUUCCUUUGGCCUUGAAUUAAUCAUAAUAAAAAAAAUUCUGAACACACAAGACAUUUAUUAGGAAUUGUUUAUGAGCGUUUGUAUUUUCUUGCGCAGGUGAAAGGAUAGACGAUUAGUUUUCACAGUGCCCUGGCAGUUUUUCUUGUAAAUGACCCAAUUGUGGAGUACACCACCAGGCUGGGAGAGAGGGAGUGCCAGGAGGUGUGUUCAUCUUAUGGGGCACUCCCAGUAUCACACACAUUUGUCUUUGUUUUUCAUGGUAUAAAGAUUAUUAAUGUGCAAGGCUUCUUUUUAUUUCCUUUUCCUUUUUUCGUAGGUUGAAAUGUCUGGAACCACAUUCUAACCAAAGCAAUGGUAGCCUGUUUAUCAAGCUAAUGUAAAAAAAAGAAUUUCUUUUAAAAAACAUAAGGGGGACAUAGCUUUAUAGAGCAUCAUAUGAAGUGUGUGUGUUCUCUUGCUGUGUCUGUGAAUUUCUGAGUGGACACGAGGGACUGCAGCUCAGAGAAGAGCGGAUGAAGAGGGCUGAAAUGUUUUUACUGUGCAGUUAAACAUGUUAUUUAUGUAGCAAGAAGGCUCUUUAUUUUGCACUGCAAAUGCUAACACAAAAUAUUUGAAAAGUAUUUCAUUGGGAAGUACAAGUAUCUCUAUUUAAGCACUGCUGUUCUGAUAUCAUUUCCUGUCUGUAAUCCUCAAGUAAAGACUAUCAUUCUAUUAAUAUUCAGAA
This is a messenger RNA of Anguilla rostrata (American eel), 2646 nucleotides long. RefSeq names its product alpha-2 adrenergic receptor-like. The transcript has a single exon. The record is from RefSeq and is a predicted model, not a curated record. The coding region runs from base 556 to 1842 and encodes 428 amino acids. Gene Ontology annotation, molecular function: epinephrine binding; alpha2-adrenergic receptor activity. Lineage: Eukaryota; Metazoa; Chordata; Actinopteri; Anguilliformes; Anguillidae. Gene Ontology annotation, biological process: adenylate cyclase-activating adrenergic receptor signaling pathway; regulation of smooth muscle contraction; regulation of vasoconstriction. Gene Ontology annotation, cellular component: plasma membrane.